Molecule: messenger RNA, 963 nt
Organism: Rhodofomes roseus
Lineage: Eukaryota; Fungi; Basidiomycota; Agaricomycetes; Polyporales; Fomitopsidaceae
Exons: 9
Coding region: 1-963 (320 amino acids)
Biological process (GO): positive regulation of RNA polymerase II transcription preinitiation complex assembly
Cellular component (GO): cytosolic proteasome complex; proteasome regulatory particle, base subcomplex
Molecular function (GO): ATP binding; ATP hydrolysis activity; proteasome-activating activity
Source: RefSeq, a predicted model, not a curated record
AUGUGCGAAGCUAGUAUCAGCUGGCAAUCAAUGCUAGGCGGGCUCCGUGCGCCUUGCUCCCCACUGCUAGGCCCGGUAUGUCAAAGCGAUGUUUGCGCGCGUGCACGGCCACUCACGUCUUGGCCGUCAGGAAGAGCGUCGCACUAUUCACUAAGCCCUUGCGUCGAGCAGCGCGCCAGCACUGCGCGGGUGAACUGUCUGACGUCACCUCUGCUCGGUGCCCUCUUGCGUUCGGUCACGCACAGCGAUGUAUGUAUAGAUCGGCGCCCCGCGAGCGGGUACUUUGCAACGGUGCGCAGACAGCAAGUUGGCGCGUCGGACGGUAGACCGGGUUCGGCAGGGCGAGGCUCAUACAGGGGCUUGUCCAGUGCAACAACAUAUCGAAGCCUAACAAGCGACAUCACCUUGAAGACACGGCACUGUGGCAUCGCGGCCAAAGCGCGAUGCCCAGCCCCGUAUGAUAAUGUAUAUAUGGAUCGUCUUCCGGCGAGCGGCAUGUCGGCUAAGACGGCCCUAGCCGGCGAGCAGGCCAAAAGCAUAGAACGUCGAACGGCACUAGCGUGCUCGACGUACGCAGACGCAGAAGACACUGCUCGCGCGUGCUGUCGCCGCGACUUUGAACACCAAGUUCCCUCUGCAAUAGUUGACAAGUACAUCGGCCGAGUAGUACGCGAGAUGUUCGGCUAUGCGCGCGAGAACGAGCCAUGUGUGAUCUUCAUGGACGAGAUCGACGCUAUUGGCGGGCGACGGUUCUCGGAGGGUACGAGAGAUCCAGCGCACCUUGAUGGAGGACGGCUAGACGGCAAGGUCGAGAUCCCACUGGCCAACGAACAGGCACGGCUAGAAAUGGUGAAGAUUCAUUUCGGGCCUGUGAACAAGGGUGGCGAGAUUGACUACGAGGCUAUUGUCAAGCUCGCGAACGGCUUCAACGGCGCGGACCUGCAUGUUCGCUACUCGGGAUGA